Molecule: messenger RNA, 1732 nt
Organism: Cercocebus atys (sooty mangabey)
Lineage: Eukaryota; Metazoa; Chordata; Mammalia; Primates; Cercopithecidae
Gene: RRP8
Product: ribosomal RNA processing 8, methyltransferase, homolog (yeast)
Exons: 7
Coding region: 144-1514 (456 amino acids)
Biological process (GO): regulation of transcription by glucose; rDNA heterochromatin formation; cellular response to glucose starvation
Cellular component (GO): nucleolus; chromatin silencing complex; rDNA heterochromatin
Molecular function (GO): methyltransferase activity
Source: RefSeq, a predicted model, not a curated record
UGCGCCGGCCGCUCUAGCAACCCCUGGCUGUCACGCUCUGGUUUCCGGCUCCGUUCCGGCGCGUCUGAGCGCUGCGACUCCCAGAGAAGAACUGUGCACGUGGAGAAGAUCGGGGACUCCGCGACCCUGCCCUCCGGUCCCUCAUGUUCGAAGAGCCUGAGUGGGCCUCGGCGGCCCCAGUAGCCGCGGGCCUUGGGCCCGUAAUCUCACGACCUCCUCCUGCGGCCGCCUUGCAAAACAAAGGCUCCAAGUGCCGGCAGCUCUUGGCCACAUUACAGGCCCUAGAGGCAGCAUCUCUUUCCCAGCAUCCCCCCAGCCUACCUAGCAGUGACUCUGAGGAGGACGAGGAGGAAAGGAAGAAGAAAUGCCCCCAAAAGGCAUCGUUUGCCAGUGCCUCUGUUGAAGUAGGGAAGAAAGGGAAGAAGAAAUGUGAAAAACAGGGCCCACCUUGCAGUGACUCUGAGGAAGAAGUGGAAAGGAAGAAGAAAUGCCACAAACAGGCUCUUGUUGACAGUGACUCUGCUGAAAAAGAGAAAAGAAAGAGGAAGUGCCAGAAACAUGCCCCUAUAAAUUCAGCCCAGCACCGGGAUGGUGUUGACCAAACAGGUCCCAAAGCCUGGAAGGGUGGUACUACAAAUGAUCCACCGAAGCAAAGCCCUGGGUCCAUUUCCCCUAAACCCCCUCGUACAUUAAGCCGCAAGCAGUGGCGGAACCGGCAAAAGAACAAAAGAAGACAUAAGAACAAGUUUCGGCCACCUCAGGUGCCAGGCCAGGCUCCAGCUGAGGCCCCCACAGAGAAGACAGAGGUGCCUCCUGUUUCCAGGACAGACAGCCAUGAGGCUCGGGCAGCGGAUUUGCGAGCCCGCAUGGCACAGCGGCUGGAUGGCGCCCGAUUUCGCUACCUCAAUGAACAGCUGUACUCAGGGCCCAGCAGUGCUGCACAGCGUCUCUUCCAGGAAGACCCUGAGGCUUUUCUUGUCUACCACCGCGGCUUCCAGAGCCAGGUGAAGAAGUGGCCACUGCAGCCAGUGGACAGCAUCGCCAGGGAUCUUCGCCAGCGGCCUGCAUCCCUAGUGGUGGCUGACUUCGGCUGUGGAGAUUGCCGCUUGGCUUCAAGUAUCCGGAACCCUGUGCAUUGCUUUGACUUGGCUUCUCUGGAUCCUCGGGUCACUGUGUGUGACAUGGCCCAGGUUCCUCUGGAGGAUGAGUCUGUGGAUGUGGCUGUGUUUUGCCUUUCACUGAUGGGAACCAACAUCAGGGACUUCUUAGAGGAGGCAAAUCGAGUACUGAAGCCAGGGGGUCUCCUGAAAGUGGCUGAGGUCAGCAGCCGCUUUGAGGAUGUUCGGACCUUUCUUCGGGCUGUGACCAAGCUGGGCUUCAAGAUUGUCUCCAAGGACCUGACCAACAGCCAUUUCUUCCUGUUUGAUUUCCAAAAGACUGGGCCCCCUCAGGUAGGACCCAAGGCUCAACUUUCAGGCCUGAAGCUUCAUCCAUGUCUCUACAAGCGCAGGUGACCUCUGGAUCUUCCUUGAAAGGGGAGGCAGAGCUCAAACUCCAGGCUCACAACUAUGAAGACUAUUUCCAGCCUGGCUAUAAGCCAAGACCUGGUUCCUGGUGGACCCCGAGGACAAAGUGUGAUAAAACCUCUGACUCAGCCGGGCACGUUGGCUCAUGCCUGUAAUCCCAGCACUUUGGGAGGCCAAGGCAGGCGGAUCACGAGGUCAGGAGAUCA